AUGGACACUGAUCAGCAACUUACUUUAAAAUUAUUCAAUUGCAGUACUGAUCUUGAUAUGAUAGUCACUUUAGUUUAUGCUAAGUGUGAUAGAAUGGAGAGAAUUGAACUGUGGGAUUCCAUGUAUAAUCUUGCAUCAGACAUGACUCUCUCUUGGAUUGUUGGUGGAGAUUUCAAUGUCAUUGUAGAGGAGGAGGAGAAAUAUGGUGGCUUACCUGUAACUUUGAAUGAAGUAGAGGACUUCAGACACUGUAUUCAGACCUGUAAUCUUAGUGACUUGGGUUAUAGAGGAAGCAUUUUCACUUGGUGGAAUGGAAGGGCUGCAGAUGAAUGUGUGUUCAAGAGGCUAGAUAGAUGCCUUGGAAAUUUUGAACUUCAACAGCAUGCAGAUUUUCUACAGGUUGUGAAGGAUAAUUGGCAGACAGAUGUGGUGGCCAAUUCUUUCAUGACCUUUAAUGUCAAACUUAAGAAGCUGAAGAAGGUGUUGUCUCAAUGGAGUAAAUUAACAUAUGGUGAUUUCUUCCAGAAUAUCACUAAUCUUGAAGAGGUCAUUAAAGCUCAUGAGGCCUUGUUUGAGGCAGAUCCUUCAAAUGCCAAUAGGGAGGAACUUCAAUAA
Messenger RNA from Lycium barbarum (goji berry), 615 nucleotides. RefSeq lists its product as uncharacterized. NCBI's taxonomy places the organism in Eukaryota, Viridiplantae, Streptophyta, Magnoliopsida, Solanales, Solanaceae. The record is from RefSeq and is a predicted model, not a curated record. Bases 1 to 615 code for a protein of 204 amino acids. The transcript has 2 exons.